CUGUAAUAAUGCACUCUGUUGGAUUACAGAAUUGAGACACAUUCUCGGUUGACUGUAUACUCUACCAUGGGAAAUAACCUAUUUUACAACUGCAUUGCAAACGGUGUGUAGCAUAGUUUCUAGGACAACCAGUGAUAAUUAUCGUUUAAUGAAGCCGGUAGAUAUAUAGUUGUACUGCUUUUCCAGAUCAUUUAGAAUUGAGACACGUUCUCGGUUGACUGUAUAUAACUCUACCAUCGGAAAUAAACUAUAUCACAACUGCAUUGCAAACGGUGUGUAGAAUAUCUAGGACAACCAGUGAUAAUUGUUGUUUAAUGAGGCCGGUAGACAGUAGUACUGCUUUUCCAGAUCACUUACUACAGCCGAACAUGACAGAACACUCUCAACUUGGUAAAUCGACUGGUUGUGAUGAGAAGCGAGUGUUGCGGAGAUCCCAUAGCAACGUUGAGAUUGCUGACAUCAACAAGGUUCGUCGACGUCGGCGUAGGUCGUCCGACAUCCAGCGAGAGUUCGUACUCAUUAGAGAAGAACGACAGCUCGCUCUAGAACGAGACUCCCUCAAGGACACCCUGCUACAACUCACGGCAAAAGUUAAAAAACUAAAAGUUCAACUUGGGCGUCAGCAGCACCGCCCCCAACGCUCCGAAUUGGAGAUCCCACUUAAAGGGAGCAUCCUUGAGUGUGAUGACUGGACGGGGCUAAUGGACUCUCUGUCCCAUUUUUUCCUAGUGAGUCUGACAGUAUUAAUCCUUGUUUGGUUCACCGUCUGUUUGAGCAGAUUCGCUGCCAUUUUUAUCUUGCCGGAGCUCCAUCUAGAAUGUGGCAUCUUUCCGAUGACGACAGAGGGCGCUUUAGAUGUAAACCAGGGGAGGACAACAUUGUCAUGGCAACUAAUCACUGGACAGCAUCCCUGCCAGCCUGCCUAUUUGCAAUGCGAUGACCUCACUAGUUGAGUAUCUCCAUCAUGGUAUGGUUGCAUGGUUUACCAGAAAUAACCACACUAUAAUGAGAGAACGGGCAUUUCAAGUUUCCAAUAUUGAUGGUGGAUUGUUGUUAGCUACUUUAGCGUCUUUAAACGAGUUACAAGCAAUCUGUUGUGAUUCAGUUUGAACUGGAGCAUGGAAACAGUGCGUAGAACGAACGCAGCCAUGGUAUUUUAGUAGUACAAAGAAACGGCGGUUACUUCUUUCCAAGUUGACAUAAACACACCCAUCCUUACAAAUCAGGUUUGCCGAGCCAGGAGUUGCCGAAAAAUGGCGUGAAACCGUUAUGGUCAUAAAUACGGUACAGUAUGAAAUGAGAUUAUGCAUGACUUGGUUAUGUAACUAAACCUUGCUCAACAGAAUACAAUGUUCAGUGUACAACUGAUCUGCAGAAACAUUUAGGGCAAAGGGAUAUUUGUUUCCCCUUUUUAAAAUUCUAUUCAUAUUUUGUUCAUCUUGACUUGACCUUUCCCCUCCAAUCAACUCUGUUGAACUCGUCCAUACACAUCUGACAAUAGUAAAGCUUUGUACAUUCUGGAAACUAACACUCAUGCAUCACAGCCUGACUUUGUUUUCACUUUUAUUCAAUUAUAAAAAAUUGAGGUUUCACGGUACAGCCAUUGCAAAACUCAAUGAGAACGAAGUACUUGACAUGUAUGUACAUUCGGAAAUAACAACAAACAAAUUACUCAUUGCUACAACAAAAGGAUAGUUUUAAAAGGCUAAAAAAUACUUAAACAAUGUAAUUUUUAAAAGCUGU
This is a messenger RNA of Asterias rubens (European starfish), 1743 nucleotides long. RefSeq lists its product as uncharacterized. The coding region runs from base 315 to 953 and encodes 212 amino acids. The record is from RefSeq and is a predicted model, not a curated record. Lineage: Eukaryota; Metazoa; Echinodermata; Asteroidea; Forcipulatida; Asteriidae. The transcript has 2 exons.